This is a messenger RNA of Erythranthe guttata (spotted monkey flower), 1191 nucleotides long. RefSeq lists its product as uncharacterized. The record is from RefSeq and is a predicted model, not a curated record. Lineage: Eukaryota; Viridiplantae; Streptophyta; Magnoliopsida; Lamiales; Phrymaceae.
CCUUUUGCUUCAAAAUUAAAUCCCAGAUGGAGGGAAAACUCAAGGCUGAAAACGAAGAAGAAGAUAUAUUUUAUUCUCCCGAAAGAAUUCAAGAGAAACACGAAAUAAACGGAUGCAACGACGACGACGAGGAGAAGCGAAAGCUUGGCCGUUUGAGAGCCACACUCGAAAAGCAAGAUCCAGCUUGUAAGGAAAUAGAUGAUCAAGCAUUGAGACGUUUUCUCCGUGCACGUGAUCUCGAUGUGGAGAAAGCAUCUACAAUGUUCAUCAAGUACUUGGCUUGGAGGCGAAGUUUCGUCCCGAAUGGCUCGAUUUCAUUAUCGGAGAUCAAAAAUCAUAUGGGACAAAAUAAAAUGUUUAUGCAAGGAAUGGAUAAAAAAGGGCGUCCAAUCGCAGUUUUCUUUGGCGGUAGACAUUUUGCCACUAAAGGAGGAACCGACGAACUCAAACGUGCUGUGGUGUUUGUUUUGGACAAAUUAUGUUCAAGGAUGCCCGAUGGACAAGAAAAGUUCACAGUUAUUGCCGAUCUGAAAGGCUACGGUUAUGCUAACAGCGAUGUUCGUGGAUGCCUAGCAGCACUCUCGACUUUACAGGAUUACUACCCCGAAAGACUCGGGAAAUUGUUCUUCAUCCACGUACCUUACAUCUUCUCCACGCUGUGGAAGAUUGUUUAUCCGUUUAUCGACAAAAAUACUAAGAAGAAGGUCAUAUUUAUCGAAAACAAGAGACUGCAUGCAACUCUGCUUGAAGAGAUAAAUGAAAGCCAGCUUCCCGAGAUUUACGGAGGAAAAUUGAAGCUAGUUCCAAUUCAAGAUGCCUAGUUGCAAGGUUACUACAACACACAUAAUUAACGGGGAAAUAAGGCCGUUUAUUCCCGAUAUGAGAUGAAAAAAUGAUAUUUUAUUAUACCAUAUUUGUAACAUCUACAUGAAUAAAACGUUUGAUUCAUUCAGGAAUUUUGUAUUGCGUUUGGUGCUGCAUCUCGCGUUUCGUUUUACUAAUACGUGCAAAUGUAUAUGCGACGCGACACGAUGAAGAGAUACUACGCAAGGUAACAAUACUACAAUCGUGUUUGUUACAAUGUUCGUAACAGUACUAUUCAAAUCUACAAGACUAGUUGCGAAAUCCUACGAUUUCACGAUCCGAUUUUGCAAUCUCGACUUUGAUAAUCGACAGAGGGUCUUGAUUUUG